AUGAACCCAAACAACCGCCAUGUCGCGUGCAAGCUGUGCCGCGACCGAAAGGUCCGUUGUGACGGCACUCAGCCCUCUUGCGACAAGUGCCGUCAAUCUGGCGAAGAAUGUAUUUACUUGCCAAUACAACAACGGCCCACCAAGGCCGACCUGAACCAAAUGAUCGAGACUCUUCAGAAGCGUUUGGGCGAAGCUGAGGCUCGUAUAUCCAGCUUUGAUAAUAGCACUGCCAACGAUCACAUUGGCAAUGGCCAUCGUGGAUCCAACUUCCAGCGACCGAAUAGUCCUGUGUGGAACAGCAACGUCGAGCAGGCUGAGCCGUCUGCCUUUUUGUGUCCCCUGCCUCCAUUUCAGCCAACAACCUCUGUAGACAAUGUUGCAACAACGGGGAUCAUGAGCAAUCCCACGAUGUCCUAUCACCGACAUCUACACCAUUCGCCUGAGACCGCAAGCGGCGAACUGAUGGAGACUUUACCAUCGAAUGGCUCUGGUGGAACUAUGGAUCGGGGUGACUUAUUGCUGCAAGGAGACGGCGACGAACUGGAUAUACUGGAUAUCGACCUUCCGCCGUCAAGGGGGACAGGAUCAAGUCGCUUGCGGGGAAGCCGCGACCAAGCUAUGGUAUUCAUGGAUACAAGUACUGCCUCAUCCUCCAUCAGUAACUCUGCAGGCUUCCCUUAUUGGGGGGGUUCCUCUGGCGGCACAGGAAACUCGUCAUACGCGGAAUCUAUGGUUGCGCCUUCAGACAAUGAGAAAUCCAAUAGCGACGCAUCCCAGGCGACUCUAAAAGCAAUUACAGACUUCAUGACAGCAAUAUUCCAGAGCCAGACAGAGAUUUCUGGCCUUGCUUUGGUAUCAGCGGAAUAUCUAGCUUGGAUGCGCAAGGCUCCCACUGCGGUUGGAUCAAAGACGAGCUUGGUUUAUACCAAUGUGCUGGAGACAAUUGAAGAGCGAUUACGAGAACUUCGCGAGAUUGCUGAGACCAGACACCAGGCUGCGUUCCGGGAGCUUGUUGGAGUCCUGCCAGGCACAGAGCAAUGUGGGCGUGUUUUCGCCAAGGGCUUAUUAAAUCACGAGAAGAUCUUGCAACACCGGUCAGAGGAGACAAUGAAGUACUUUGAAACAAAGUAUAAUGCAUGUGCUCUUCUUUCUGAACAGACCCAGGGUCUCCCACAUGGGAAGCCCCUGAGAUCGAUGCGAGAUGCUUCCCGGGCGAUACGCGACAAUCUCUAG
Pochonia chlamydosporia 170 is the source of this 1233-nucleotide messenger RNA. RefSeq names its product fungal zn(2)-Cys(6) binuclear cluster domain-containing protein. The record is from RefSeq and is a predicted model, not a curated record. Gene Ontology annotation, biological process: positive regulation of transcription by RNA polymerase II. Bases 1 to 1233 code for a protein of 410 amino acids. Gene Ontology annotation, molecular function: DNA-binding transcription factor activity, RNA polymerase II-specific; sequence-specific DNA binding; zinc ion binding. The transcript is spliced from 2 exons. NCBI's taxonomy places the organism in Eukaryota, Fungi, Ascomycota, Sordariomycetes, Hypocreales, Clavicipitaceae.